GACCGUACAUCAUGGAUCCAGCUACCUCGAUGAAUCAGGUGGGAAUAGCAAAAGCUGUUCAAGUCCUUGACUGGAACAACAGAAUCUUAACGCUACUAGGGAUCUGGCCUAGCGAUCCAAACAACCUAAGGUUUACCCUGAGUUUCGGUUAUAUGGCAAUCCAGUUGGCUUUGGAAUACGCGGAUCUUUUCCAAUCCACCAACACGUUUGAGCAUAUCGUUGCGAAUCUCACGCAAAACAUUACGUUCACAACAAUUGUGUUCCAAGUAAUGUUACUACGUUUGAACUGUCGACAACUCAAAGAAGUGAUCGUUACGGUGCGCGAGGACUUUCACGAGGAAAAUUAUGAAAGUUGCGAAGAAAGAAAAGUAUUCUUAGCUUACUACAAACAAUCCAGGAUAUUUUUUCUAACAGCAGUCCCAAUGGUACUUUCUACCGCCAUCACUAUGUACGUGGCACCACUCGCUAGUGUACCGGGAAUGAAGAAUAGAAAUGAGACCGUGAAAUGGAAUUUGCCGUAUCACAUGCGGAUGUUUCACGACGUGUCGCAACUUCACUCUUACGCACUGACGUACGCCGCUCAGCUUCCAUUUGUUUUCAUCGGGUCCUUUGGCCACACUGGUCCCGAUUGUUUAAUCGUAACUUUGAUGCUUCACGUUUGUGGCCAAUUGGCCGUCCUGGGGGAACGCAUCGGCAACAUGAGCACUGAUUAUCGAGAAUGCGGCCUAGCGAUAGAAAAGUGCGUCCGGAAGCACGUCAGACUGAUACGGAUGGCGAAAGAUUUGGAGGAGUCCUACAACGUCAUCUUGUUGGUACAACUCAUCGGAGGAACGGUUCUCAUUUGCAUCCUGACUUACAAUGUCUUGGCGAAUACUGGAACAGGACAAAAAGCUGACUUCCUUACUUUCUCGUUGUACGUCCUCAGCGUCUUGCUUUUGAUCUACGUCUACUGUUUCAUCGGCGAGAGCCUUAUUCAAGAGAGUACGAAAGUACAUCAUGCCCUCACUCAGUGUGCUUGGCACGGGAUGCCACUGAAAUAUGAGAAAAUGAUCAUCAUUUGCAUGGGGAGAGCUCAGCAGCCGCUCAUACUGACGGCUGGAAAAUUUUACAUAUUUUCUAUGAGGAACUUUACCGCUAUAUUAAGAACUUCCAUGGCUUACCUUUCGGUGUUGAGAAGCCUUUUAAUGAAGAUGUCACCUGUACACCCGCCCAUCCAGGUAUUAUUUGCAGCAAUCCCAAGGAUAGGUGAUUUAGAGAUGAAGAUCAGCGAAAACGCAGAAGAAAAAAUCGUGGAACUUAUUUGCCCCAAAGACAAAAUUUAUGUCGGGCAGGGCGACGAAGGGAUUGACUUUUUUGGAAUCAGGUGGCUACUUGAAGGAAGAUGGGACCAGGAGUCCCCUGUCCAGGAUUGGUCCCACCCCGCGUCGCACUCUCCAAGGGGGCUGUGGGAGGUUUACGAAGAGGGAGGAGUAACAAUAAAUCAAGCCGAUUCUCUGAUUAAGAUGGAAAUGUCGUCUGCGGUUCAACUUCUAGAAUGGAACGAAAAACUUCUAUCCUUGCUGGGUCUUUGGCCACUCAGUCAUAACGACACGCGGUUUACCCUCAGUCUAAUUUGUUUACUGACUCAUGUGACUUUAGAAUACGUAGACCUUUACAAACUCGGCAAAAAUUUUGAACACGUCGUGGCGAAUCUAUCCGAAAAUAUAACGUACACGACGAUCCUGGUUCAAGUGAUUCUUCUACGUGUUAACAGCCGGCAACUGGGACAAGUAAUCCGGGCGGUUAACGAAGAUUUUGUCGAGAUAAAUUAUAAAACAACUCUGGAAAAAAAAGUCCUUCUAGACAACUAUAAGAAGAUCCGGGUAUUCGUUGCAGUAGCAGUAACGUUGACACUCUCUACGGCAGUUACUUAUUACCUGGCACCUCUCGUUGGUCUGCUAGGAACCAUGAAAGGAAAUUCAACAAUGGAGUUAAAAUUGCCAUACCACACGUAUAUAUUCUAUGACGUGUCAAACAUUGAAUCUUACUCACUGACAUACGCCGCUCAACUUCCGUUCGUAUUUAUCGCGUCUUUCGGAUACAUUGGCCCCAAUACUCUUAUCAUCACUUUGACAGUCCACGUGUGUGGACAACUGUCCGUCCUUGCGGAACGAAUCAACGAUAUAAAUACCGAUGGUCAAGAGUGUGGUCUGGCCAUAAAAACGCUUGUCAAAAAACACGUGCGACUGAUACGAAUAACACAGACUCUGGAGGAGGUGUACAAUGUUAUUUUAUUCGGUCAACUUCUUGGAGGAAUGAUUCUCAUAUGUAUCCUGUUCUACUACGCUUUAGCGCACGCUGAGGGAGAACAAAAUUCAGAUUUCUUCAGCGUUACCUUGUACAUCCUAUGUGUGUUACUUUACAUCUUCGUUUAUUGCUUCGUAGGUGAACGUCUUGUCCAAGAGAGUACUAAAGUACAUGACGCGUUAAGCGCAUGUCGAUGGUACGACAUGUCAUCGGUUCACGCCAAAAUGCUAAUCAUAUGCAUGGCCAGGUCUCAGAAGCCGCUCGUACUGACGGCUGGAAAAUUCUACAUAUUUUCUAUGGGCAGUUUUGCAAAUGUAAUGAAAACCUCGAUGGCGUACCUGUCGGUGUUGAGAAGUCUCCUUUAAUGCAGCUAAUCCGAAAUGGUCUCAAUUUUGAAAUCGUCAUGAGAUACAUGAAUUAAUAUAGGUAAUGAUGUACAGGAACGAGUACAAUUAGAGAUUCAAAAAUUUGGUAGGAAUAUUGAAAGUACGAAAAGCAGUAUACACUGAUCGAUUUUUCCAAUGUUGUCCUGCUUAGCACAAGAUACGUGCAUUAAUUCUUGUAGCAUAUUUUCCCCAAAUAUUGAUCACUGAUGAAUUAUUUUCAUGCAAUAUCACGUAUGUUUCCUCGC
Neodiprion fabricii is the source of this 2917-nucleotide messenger RNA. RefSeq lists its product as uncharacterized. Gene Ontology annotation, cellular component: plasma membrane. The transcript is spliced from 16 exons. NCBI's taxonomy places the organism in Eukaryota, Metazoa, Arthropoda, Insecta, Hymenoptera, Diprionidae. The record is from RefSeq and is a predicted model, not a curated record. Gene Ontology annotation, biological process: detection of chemical stimulus involved in sensory perception of smell; sensory perception of smell. Gene Ontology annotation, molecular function: olfactory receptor activity; odorant binding. Bases 12 to 2651 code for a protein of 879 amino acids.